Clonostachys rhizophaga is the source of this 1974-nucleotide messenger RNA. Lineage: Eukaryota; Fungi; Ascomycota; Sordariomycetes; Hypocreales; Bionectriaceae. The record is from the annotation of a GenBank genome assembly.
AUGUUCAAGCAUUCUCACAUACGUCGUAUGCUUCGCCUAGGCGGCCCGUCGUCGCCUCCGGAAUUUUCCAAGCUCCAUAGGCGUGCAAUUGUCGAUAGUGUCAUUGAGUCUGACGUGCAGGGACGAGAAUGCUUCGCUCACCUUCUUCUGUUCGAAAAGUUCGCCUUUGCCAAGCAGAAAGUCACACAUUGGGCCAAGGACUAUGAUAUCAGCCCCGAAUCAGCAUGGACCUGCUACAUCAACUUGGCUGUGUCGAGGUUCUGCACAUGGUUUGGCAAGAUUAACCGUUCAAAUCCUUGGUGCCGAGUGCCUCCUCUGGAUGUCCUGAUGAUAUGGCACGCUCUUAUGCAGGAGCCAAGCAAGUGGAGCGAGUUCGAGGAAAUCUCAGAAUGCCCGGUUUCCAAAUGGGACUGGAAUACACUUCUUCCGAUCCUCAUGCACUCGGAGGGUGCAAAUUUCGACCUGCCAAGGGACAGUCACGACUGGGCAGCGAUGCUAUAUCCGACACCCAACACCGACCUGACGAAAAUCAUGGAUAUGAGCAUCCCCUUCAUGCAGUCGAGGAGCCCCGACGAAUCAACAGAGUUUCUGGCAUCUCAGUUCAUCAACAAGCCAGCCACCAUGAAAGUCAGCGCCCCUUCGGGCUGCUCAUUUUACUUAUCGGUGGAUAUUCAUUCGCUCGUCGAGCGCCAGUCGGACUUCGCAGCUCACAUGCUUCGAUACGCCUGGCACCGCCUGCCAACAGAUGCAGGUCCUAACAUGCCCCAAAUGGCACGGCCGAUUAAGCGCUACGCUCGGUUCAUUGCCCUCGUACGGCAUGGGGCGGACAUAUCCAGUCUCAAGGUCUUCUCAGACGGCCUAAAGGCCCGCCUAAUGCCAACACCUGACAUUGAGCUAGUCUGGAGGACACACAGGCUCUCGCGGGCCAGGUACCACAGGUACUGUGACACCGAGGGCGAUUGGGUUCACAAUCUGGGUGUGAUCAAUGCACAGCAUGUGCCAGAUGGCGACGACCUGCAGGCGUCAUCUCAAGUAUACGAGCACAUCUUCAGAGAGGAGUAUGCAAGGUGCCACUGCUGGUACUGCAUGGCAGAACAUGAGUCGCCACAUUUCUUCUGCAGCGUGGAGCAGACCUUAACAGACAAGUUAUCGGCCGAGACUAGACGCCGUCGCAGCCUGCGUCUCGAAAUACCCCUCGACCUUGCUCGCCUCCAGUGCCGCAGGUGUGGCCUGCACCCGGCCAGAGCCUGCAGGGCCAGGGAUUUCAUGAAGAAGCCCAGCACCAAACAGGAGGAAACCACAUCACCGGGCGCUUCUGCCGCCUCGAGCACCACAGCGACCCAGAAGUCGCCUACCGUGCGUGGACUGCCCAUCACCCACUUGGUACCAGCGACGUGGUCUGAGCCUGCUCCUGCUCCUCUCCCAUCUCCACACCCCAGCGGCCACUUUCAAGAUGGCCAUGUACCUAGCCGCUACAGGACACCACCUCCGCGUCACCAAUACCGGAGGAUGAGUGGAGGGAUGCCACCAACACCCGACGAGUCGCAGGAGGAGGGAGAGGAUGCGUCCCUCGACAGGAACGGGCGCCAUCGUGCCAAGUCGAUAGGAAAGCAGCGCAUGGCAUGCCGUGCUACCUCUAAUCGGCCCUGCGUCUCGAGCUGCGAUGACGACAACUCGCUCGACGACGCCAGACGUGUCGAUAAGAUCGGCACCCGGCCGCCACGGGACAGCAGCAGCUUCGCAACGACAACGACGCCCAGCACCAACUCCCAGUGUUCUUCCGGCCCGCUUCGGGAGGCUGGUGAUGCAGCCUGGUGGCGCUUCGGCGGAGCACUCCCUAUCAUGUCGGGAGCGCCCAAUUCUGCUAAGCCUGUCGACCAUGGCAUCUAUUGUGACAAGCCACUCAAUAGGUCAACGAGCGCAGGCAAUGGGGAGGGCCCCAGUUCGCUGCACCCAUCCAUGUCUUCGGAGUAG